UCACCAUUCUCGACUUCAACUCACCGUUCCGCCCCAUUCGACUUCCAUCCUCUCUUUAAUCUCCCGACGCUCCGCCGCACACGACGACCGGCAUACCGCGACUUCCUCACUUUUCUUCGACACGCACCCAUCUCAUCGCACGUGCGAGAGAAUUCAUCGACCACGAGCCAUUGCUGUUGACGCACCACUUGCCGGAGCUCGCAUCUGAUACAUACAUACACGCUCUCAUCACCGAGCUCGUCAAAAUCCGCAUCGAUCAUCGUGCCUCACUCCACCACCUCGCCGCCUCGAUAAUUCCCUCAUUCAACCAUGGCAACUGAACACGCCGGUCUGCCCAACGGCACGGGCUACGCGCAUCAAAACUACGAGCAGAACGCUUACGCCUAUGCUUCCAACAACGCUACUUCUCAGCAACCCACUUCGACUACGCCCGCCAACUCCGCCCCUUCGCAACCUGAGAUCUCCAAGGAUGAGGUCGGCUGGUACUUUGUCGAGCAAUACUACACCACCUUGAGCCGGAGUCCUGAAAAGCUCUACCUCUUCUACAACAAGCGCUCGCAAUUUGUGUCGGGCCAAGAGACGGACAAGGUCGCAGUGUGUGUCGGCCAGCGCGCCAUCAACGACAAGAUCAAGGAGCUCGACUUCCACGACUGCAAGGUGCGAGUCACCAACGUCGAUUCCCAAGCAUCCGACUCGCACAUCGUCAUUCAAGUCAUCGGCGAGAUCUCCAACCGCUCGCAGCCUCAUAAGAAAUUCACCCAGACAUUCGUUCUCGCAACUCAGACCAAUGGCUACUUCGUCUUGAACGACAUUUUCAGAUACCUGGUUGAGGAGGAGGAUGAGGCCGAGGUCGAGGCCGCUGCGCCUGCGCCUGCGGAGGAGGUUCAGCAGGUGUCCGGCACCGAGAAGAGCGAGUCGAAGCGCGAGUCGAAGCAAGCAGAGGCCGAGCUGAAGACUCUGAUCAGCUCCGCCGAGCCGGCUGUGAUCGAGCAGGCUGCCAAGAGAGUUGACAAGGAGUUGGAGGAGAAGGCCGUCCAGCCCGCCGAGGAUGCUCCAAAGGUCAAUGGCAACCAUGUGGCCGAGGAGGAGUCCAAGGCGGUGGAGGAGACUCCGGCGCCUGUUGAAGAGAAGAAGGAAGAGCCCGCUGCAGAGACUACAAAGACUGCCCCGGUUGAAGAGGAGAAGAUCGAGCAGGAGAAGCCCAAGGACCCCGAACCAACACCUGCCAUCUCGCCAGUCGCUAAGAAG
Messenger RNA from Zymoseptoria tritici IPO323, 1248 nucleotides. RefSeq lists its product as uncharacterized. The transcript has a single exon. Gene Ontology annotation, molecular function: mRNA binding. The annotation marks the transcript as partial. Lineage: Eukaryota; Fungi; Ascomycota; Dothideomycetes; Mycosphaerellales; Mycosphaerellaceae. Gene Ontology annotation, biological process: protein deubiquitination; ribophagy. The record is from RefSeq and is a predicted model, not a curated record. Gene Ontology annotation, cellular component: cytosol; Ubp3-Bre5 deubiquitination complex; ribonucleoprotein complex.